Messenger RNA from Racocetra persica, 939 nucleotides. Lineage: Eukaryota; Fungi; Glomeromycota; Glomeromycetes; Diversisporales; Gigasporaceae. The record is from the annotation of a GenBank genome assembly.
AUGACAACGUCAAAUAAGGAUUUAGACCCUGUCAUUUCGAGUGACACGUCAGCUCAGCUUGACUCGACUCAAGCAAGUUUGGAAUCGAAUCUGGAGCAUUUAUCAUUGGAGGCGUUGAGGUUCAUUUGUAGAGAAAUGGGUGUAACAGAUUCAAGCCCAAAAAAGGAGGUCAUUGCCAGGCUACUAAAAGAAGGAAGGGCCCGUUUGGGCCCAGAAAUGCCUGUUGAUGAGUCAGAAUCUUCCGGAAAAGAGAAGGAUGUUCAACCGCAGCUCUUGAGAAAUCGGAAUGAGAGUUUCGCAAAGAAGCUUGAUGCUUUUCAGAUGGCUAGUGAUAGGCAGGCUAUGUCUGGUUCAAAUUUCGUACAAGUGCCAAGUUGGAGCGCUAAGUUGGGUGCUUUAACUCUGGAGGAUGUGGAGCAUAAAAAUAUGUGGAAGAAACGUAAGUUGUCGAAACAGCGUAAUCAGUGGGAAUAUAAUGAGUGGUGCAAAGUAGGGAGUUUUCUAGACAAGGCCUUGGUAUCUGGUGAUAUAGGCUAUGUUCGUUUAGCGAGGCAAGUGGCGAUAGAAAAGGCUUAUGUUGUGAGAGUGGCUGAUGAAGAUAGUUGGGAGCUUUUGGAAAAUAAGCGUGAGAGAGCCAGACUAGCGGCACAGUGUUUUUCGAAAUCUAAAAAGCCAAGAGCAUCAUAUCAUCCUCAUUCAGAGCAGCCCCAGCGCCAGUCCCCUAUCUUUCAGCCAAUGAGUUUGCAAAAUCAGUUCGGAGGUUCCUUGACGGUUCCUCCUCAAACUGCUCAGAUGAACCCACAGUUCUUAUAUGGUGGGAAGCAGCCUUUUAACCUGAAUACUGGUGUGUCAUCUCCGGUUCAGCAACAGCCAUACUCCUCAUCGCCCUACAUUUUGAAAAGGGUGACAAAAACAAGGGAUUCAAGGGAAGAGAGGUAG